AUGGUUGCUACUAUGAUCAGCAACUCUGUUGUUACACAUUAUCCCACCACUUCCAAUGAGCCGCCGCAACCUGGCUGUUCAAAAGAGAUAUCCAUAUGGGACGACUUUGAUCGGGAAGUUAAGAAUUUACAGCCAAGAAGCUCACCUAUGGCAAAAGCGAUUACGGAAAUAGGAGCAUAUCUAGAACAUGCAUUAUUGCCCCGAAACUCCGAAGACACAUCCCUUGAAUGGUAG
Parnassius apollo (apollo) is the source of this 234-nucleotide messenger RNA. The record is from the annotation of a GenBank genome assembly. Lineage: Eukaryota; Metazoa; Arthropoda; Insecta; Lepidoptera; Papilionidae.